AUGAUCCUUCCCGGUCGCACGCUCCUUACCCGCUUGAUCAUCCAAAACAUCAAAUCACCAUCUCUCCAAGUCCAGCCCUGCGGAAUCGACCUCACCCUCAAACGAAUUUUAACCUUUAACUCCGCGGGAACGGUCGAUCUCGACAAUACCCACCGCCAGACAGCUUCAACCGUCGAAAUUCCUCUACCGGGCCACCACAAUGCCACAUCCGCUAUCAAUAACAGUGCCGAUCACACCCGCAGCAGCAGCACCAUUAACAACAAUAACAAUCAAGACUCCCCAUUCACAACCCUCGCACAAGGAACCUACCUCGUCGAAUUCAACGAAACCGUCUCCGUUCCGCUAGACGUGAUCGGCCAGAUCUUCGUGCGCAGCUCGCUGUUUCGCUCCGGGGUGGCCAUUCACGCUGGGGUCAUGGACGCCGGGUAUACCGGGGCAGUGGGAGCCUUGAUGCAAGUGUUCAAUGCACACGGGGUGCGGGUUGCGCAGGACGCGAGACUGGCGCAGAUGGUGUUUCAUUGUAUGAGUGAGAGUGUCGAGGAGGGGUAUAAGGGGGUGUAUCAGGGGUCUGGGGGGAUUUAG
This is a messenger RNA of Aspergillus affinis, 582 nucleotides long. RefSeq names its product putative dUTP diphosphatase Dut. The record is from RefSeq and is a predicted model, not a curated record. Lineage: Eukaryota; Fungi; Ascomycota; Eurotiomycetes; Eurotiales; Aspergillaceae. Bases 1 to 582 code for a protein of 193 amino acids. The transcript has a single exon.